Molecule: messenger RNA, 3199 nt
Organism: Phyllostomus hastatus (greater spear-nosed bat)
Lineage: Eukaryota; Metazoa; Chordata; Mammalia; Chiroptera; Phyllostomidae
Gene: LINS1
Product: lines homolog 1
Exons: 7
Coding region: 933-3197 (754 amino acids)
Source: RefSeq, a predicted model, not a curated record
UGUUCGCUGGAAUGGCGGUGUGAUGGCAAGGUUCCUUGAAUGAGAUCUCUGACAGGUAACGGGGAUCGGCCGCUGAGCUCGGUGGCCGGGGAGCCGUGUUUGCGGCCGACUAAGAGGCUGGCCUAAGGAUUUAAGGUUGGGGAAGCGGCGGUUCCAGGAAGCGAAGAGAGGGGCGCCUUGUCCUACCGCUCCUCGGCGCUUUUCAGUCUGGAGCGCCGGGUCCUGGGCUCGUCUCUGCCCCUUACGCCCCGUUAACUACCAGGCAGAGCAUACCUCGCCGAGCGCGGAAGAGAGACUGUCUUUGGAGCGGCGGUGACUCUUCAGGGGCUUUUCCUCAUGAGGAUAGCGACCUUCACGGAUUGCUGUGGAUGAAGGGGGAAAGAAGACAGAAAACGUACGGGAUGGACAUGUUUAUUAAGUGCAUUUAUUCAUUCAAGCAACCGUUCACUGGCCGGACUCUGUUCAUGCGGUCAGAGAAACAAAGGUGACUAAGAGAUGCAUAUACUCGUGCCCUUGGAGCUUUCACUUUUAACAGGGGAGACAGAAAAACACAAAAUUAACAUUCGGAUAUAUUAUGUAAAGGAAAUCCAGCAGGAUAAUGGCAUCGAGUGUGUCUGGGACGUGAUGGCUAUUUUAGACAGGUAGUCCGGGAAAGCUCUUUGAGGAAGCGACGUUUCCGCAGCGAUCUGAAUGUGGAGGAUCCGGCCACGCCAAGAUCUGGGGGGAAGAAUUUUGCAGGCGGAGAGAACCAAAGCGCAAAGCCUCUGACGCUGGAAUAACCUUUGCUGUUGAUAGGAACUGCAAGAAAGGCCAGCUGGUCCAGCAGAGUUUCACCGAAGAGACACACCUUACAGAUUCGUCACAUUUCUAAGUUCCGUAAGUUACCAUUUGGAAUUGUCAAACUUCCUAGAAGAUAUAUUUUGGCUAUCAAAAUGGAAGAUUUCUUGGGAGCUCUAGAACAAUUAUACAAGAAGGUACUACAUGGAGCCGCCCUUGAACAUGACACCCAGGGCUACGUCUGUUAUCUCAACCCCGCGUGGCCAGACCAAGAUGGCUCCACAGCCAGCUCCUCCGCAUGCGCAGACAGCCCUGGCGUCCGGGGCGAGUGCCAGCAGUCCCCCGCCACUUUGAGUCCCACCUCCACAGCCCCCAUGGGUUUGAAGAGCAGGGCCCACGAAACAGCACUCCUUCAGCUAACUGUGGUCCAGGUGAUGGUGACCAGGAUACUGUCUGUCGAGACCGCAUUCCAUGCCAAACAGAGAUACAGAGAGAUCGUGAAAAUUCUCUUACAGUCCUCUGACUUUGAUUCUAAAUUAACCUGUAUGUUCCAAAGCUCCGAUAAACUGUUAUCUCACAUGGCUGCGAAGUGCCUUGCGUUGCUUCUGUAUUUCCGAUUGAAAGAAAAGAUAACGUUAAGUAAUUCCUGGAUUGCUUUUUGCCAAAGAAAUCUUUCUGAAUACUCUGAAAAUGAGGAAGUAGUGUACUGCCUCUACACUCUUACUGCUGUGAUAAAAGAAAUCUUCAAAGACACACAUUCACGAAAAACAGAAAUUCUAAAGCAGUUCCUGACUCCUUUGGAUUCGACUUUUGAAGUCUUUUACAAUUCCUUAUUUUCUCAGCAUUUGGCAAACCUCCAAGACACUUCUAAAAUAGUGAACAGCUUGAUAUAUUUUCUGGAAUUGCUUGAACUUCUUAUAGCUUCCAGGAUCCACCUGGGGUUGCAUUUCCCCUGCCAGAGGAUUUUCUUUUUGAAACCUUCCUGUGUACUGCACGUUAUUACCUGGCCGAUCCAGGCCUUCGUCAAAAGAAAGUUCAUCAUUUUCAUUAAAAAGUGCCUUCUCUGGAAAGUGGGCGAAGACCUUUGUCGGGGACCUGUCGCUGCCUUCAUGCCACCAGAUGAGCAUUUAGAUGGGGACAUGCUGGCCCUAGCUGAUGCUGUUCUGCAAGCUGUGGGUUCGGGUUUACUGAAGACUUUGUCUGUCCGUGGGAAACCUUCCUGCUUUGGUGGUGGUGAAGUUCAGCCUGGCUGUGAGUGUCUCCCUGGUCCAGAUCACGUGAUCCUGAGAGCAGCCAGCUUGCUGCUUAUUAAAUCCUUAGACAUCAAGUUUCAAAACUGUGCUUCAGCAAAGGAAAUGAAAGUUGAUUUACAGAGGUUCAUGUCGGAGUUGCUGGCCUUCUUAAAGCCCCACCUUGAGCCCUCUGUGCGGUCACAGCAUCCGUGCGAGUGGCUGUCCCGGGUCUUCAUAGAACAAGAUGAUGACAUGCUGGAGGCUGCCAAAGCGUCCAUGGGCAUCUUCCUAAAACUGAGCAGAGAAUAUGAAGCUGCUGAAAGUUUGACCCAAGAAAAAGAACUGUGGCACCACCACACACACGAAAACGGCUAUAACCCACACUGUAUUUUUCUGUUCUUUUUAAAAAAUAUAGCAUUUGAUUCUACCGUUCUUCUGGACUUUUUGAUUUCAUCAGAAACUUGCUUUCUUGAAUAUUUUGUCAGAUAUUUAAAAUUACUGCUCAAAGACUGGGAUACAUUUCUCACCAUUUGCAAGGACUUUGAUAUAAUGGACUCUAACGAGAACACUAAUAUUUGCGGUUGUAUCUCCUCACUUGGCCAAGACCGAAGCAGCAGCCAAACAGAAAUCAGCCUUUUGGCGGCUCUUGGCGGUCACAGGAAUGCUCCUGCCGGUGACUCCUGGGCUGCUGGUGCUGCUUCCGAACCACAGAACCAGGUCGUCAUAUCCCCGGAGACCCAUGCCACACCCCAGGCUAGUCGCCUGUCCCCCCCCCAAGCUUCUCAGAGCUUGGUAGAUUAUGACAGCUCUGAUGAUUCUGAAGUAGAAUCCACAGACCCGUGUUUAGCAAAUAGUAGACAGACAUCUUUACACCAGGAAGCAGUGAAGAAAACUCAGGACAUAGUCGGAACAAGCGGGGAUGAAGAAGAACUUAGUCUGGAGCUUCCGUCAAGGCCUGUGUUUCUGAAAGAAUCUAAUACUCCUUUCUCUGUUGCUGGUGACACAGCCCCAGAUAACACUGUCCAUGAAGCAGGAAUAUCUUACAGAACAGUAAAAUGCUUUGAACAGCUACAAGGUGCCAUUUACCGUUUGCAGAAGAAAAAUCUUUUCCCGUAUAACCCAACAGCGCUUUUGAAGUUGUUGAAACAGAUUGAGGCAAAAUGUAAUAAAAGUAUGAACGCUUUGUAAAA